This is a messenger RNA of Coniosporium apollinis CBS 100218, 1929 nucleotides long. RefSeq lists its product as uncharacterized. Gene Ontology annotation, cellular component: TRAMP complex; nucleolus. Gene Ontology annotation, molecular function: poly(A) RNA polymerase activity; mRNA binding. The coding region runs from base 1 to 1929 and encodes 642 amino acids. Gene Ontology annotation, biological process: RNA 3'-end processing. Lineage: Eukaryota; Fungi; Ascomycota; Dothideomycetes. The record is from RefSeq and is a predicted model, not a curated record. The transcript is spliced from 3 exons.
AUGUCCGUUGUCCAACAGCGAACAGGAUGCCAUGCGCCUAAUGCCUUCCAGCCUCUCAAGGCUCUACAUCAGCUCAUCGGGAGCUCAGGUGCUCGCCUUGUUCCGCGGCAGCAUUUCUCCGCAAGCUCUGCACCGCGAGAUUCUGGCACUCGAGGGCGCUCAUCAAGCCCAAAGACACCGGGAACCCUCCCAACGAAGAGGACAAAGAUCAGAUUAGACUACGAUGUUGGCAGGCGCCAUCGCGGGGAUAUCGUGGUCGACGACUUGACCGAGACACUUGAGCGACAUCGCUCCACCAAUCGAGCGUCCGUCAUCAGGAAAUCAUUGAGCGGUCCAGCCUCAGAAUCGACGGCAUUUCGGCCAGCGCUACCACAUCGGCUUCUCCGUCCAUGGUCAGGCAGGGAGGAAGAGCCAGUGGAGAGAAGAGACGAUGCGGACUUACUGUUCGAUGACCCAUUUCCGGAGGAGAAGGUGGAUUGGUUCAGGCAUCUGAAGAUAUAUGGUCGGCAAGGCCGAUCAGGGGAUACCUCUCGGAACCAGACGGUGCCACAGCUCAAACAAGGAUUAGACGAAACCAUCCAGAACCGAACACAGCCAUCCCCCGAAGAUUUUCUGGAGAGAACCACUCCAGAAAAGGUCGUCCACGGUCGGACAGAGCCGCCACCUAGAGGUCUUGGGCUGGCGGAACGAAUAAGAGCCAAGCGUGCGCUCCAGACACUGGAUUACGAAGGCAGCUAUGUGGCACCAUCCAUUACCUCAGCGGUUCCUGCGACCGAACUCCCGUGGGUCAGCGAACGGAAUCUGGACAAGCUUGAUGGCUGGGCUAGGCUUUCUGCCGAAAUCGAGGAGUUUGACAACUAUAUGAUGCCGACCGCAGCGGAAGCAGCUACGAGGAGAGCCGUAAUAGAGGAAAUCCAAGCCUUCGCCGCCAGAUACCUACCGCACGCUCCGCUGGAGGUCUUUGGAUCUGGUCGAACAGGGCUAGCGUUGGCCAUCUCAGACAUUGACCUUCGACUCACUGCUUCUGAACACCGUGACACUUCGGGAGCUCCCCAGCCACCUCGGUGGGCCGUAAGAGAUCAAAACGUCAGAAAUCUCAAGAAACUCCAUAAGGCAUUCGACACUAGUAAAGACUUCAUGCUUGUCGCACUCAGGCAAGCACGAUACCCACUGAUUUCGAUGCAGCACAGAGAAUCUGGGAUUGAUAUUCAGGUUGUGUGUUCGAAUGAUACCGCCACUUCUCGGGACUGGAUCAAGAAGUACCUCGAUGAACUCCCCGGGCUUCGUGCCAUCUACACCUUGGUCAAGGUCAUGUUCGACAUCAGAGGAUUAUCAGAUGUUUACCGGGGCGGCUUGGGCUCAUACAGCAUCUUUAUGAUGGUCGUGGCAAGCCUCAAGCUUGCUGAAAAUUCUGAGUCCGAUGAUCUGGCGCAUAAGUUCAUGUCGUUCUUGGACUUCUACAUCAAUCUCGAUACACACAAGCAUGGCGUUGCAGUGCAUCCCCCCAGCUUCUUCGAGAAGCGGCCAGCUGAAGAACUUCAGACGGGCAAGCUCCGCGACCCGCAAUCUGCCAGCACGCGCGGGGAGACUGGCGACGAUGAGAUGCUAGCUGGUCAGCGGCGCUUAAGCAUGAUUGAUCCCAUACGGCCCUACAUGUUGUGCUUGCAAGAUCCAGCAGAUGCAUUCAAUGAUCUUGGGCGAAAGGCAUACAGCAUCAAGCACGUGCAAGCGACGCUGAAUGAGCUAAGGAGUCAGUUGAGGGAAAAGGUCGCGCUCUAUGAAGACUCAAGCACUAGUGAAGUAGGCUCGCUACUGAGUCCGCUUGUGGGCAGUAGCUUCGAGUUGUACGAGGGGAGGCGCAAGAAGCUUGAGGCAUACGGGAAUGCGGUCCUCGGCCAUGAUGCUGAUCCUCUGCGGGAAAGUGCGUAG